GCUCUAAGCAAUUUUUUUUUAAUGCGAAUUAUAAUUAAUUAAUAAUUAAUAAGUGUUGAUUUUAAAUGUUUAAAAGUCCUUAAUUUAGAAAAGAGUGAUCUUAGUUAAAUUUUCGUUUUGUUACGCUUUAUAAUAAACGUUUUUAAAACAGAAAGUGGGCGUGGUUAUGGGAGGAGGGGGCGUGGCAGAGCAGCUUAAAGCUGAUGUGAGUGUCAGAGUGCAGAGUGUCUCAGAGUACAGUUGAGUUUGUGGAGCUUAAACACCGGCGGUUCUGCUGGAAAUGCGCUCUUCAUUUGACUACAGAGUGUGAAGGACAUUUUCGCUCCAUAACUGAUCAGACCAGCGCUGUUGUUUCGUCGCGGCGGCGGUAGAAGUAAUCCAUAACAACACACAGUUAGUGCAGGUCUGCAGAUGGGUCAGGGCCUGUGGAGGGUGGCGAGGAACCAGCAGCUGCAGCAGGAGUACAGCGAGCAGUGUUUCCUCCAGCGCAGUGAGCGUCGGCGCAGGAUGGCGCCGCUGCUGAGCGAGACGCCGUCGCAGUCGCGCCGCACGCCGCAGUGUCAUGCCGACCUCGGGCACCUGCUGCGCGCACGCAAGGCCAAAGAGGAGCAGGGCUUCAUCGACCUGGACAUGCUGCCCCCAGAGCUCAGCAUCACCAUCCUCUCCUACCUGAACGCCACCGACCUGUGCCUGGCCUCCUGCGUGUGGCAGGACCUGGGCAACGACGAGUACCUGUGGCAGGGCUUGUGUAAGUCCACUUGGGGUCACUGUUCCAUCUACAACAGGCUCCUCCCCCCCGGCUUCUCCUACAGAAAACUCUACAUGCAGCUCGAUGAAGGAAGUUUGACGUUCAACGCUAACCCUCAGGAGGGCAUCACUUACCUCAUGUCCAAAAGCAUUCUCCUGGACCAUCCGAAGGAAAUCGCCAAGUUCAUAUUCUACACCAGAAUGCUGAAUUGGAAGAUGCUGCGUAUUUAUCUCGAUGAACGCCGCGACGUGCUGGACGAGCUGGUCACACUACACAACUUCAGUAACCAGUUCCUUCCCAACGCGCUGAGGGAUUUCUUCAGACACAUUCACGCGCCCGAGGAGCGCGGCGAGUACCUGGAGACGCUCAUCACCAAGUUCUCACACCGUUUCUGUGCCUGUAACCCCACGCUGGUGAGGGACGUCGGCCUCACGCCUGACGCCGUGUACGUGCUGUGCUACUCGCUCAUCCUGCUCUCCAUCGACCUGAGCAGCCCACACGUGAAGAACAAGAUGUCCAAGCGCGAGUUCAUCCGCAACACGCGCCGCGCCGCACAGAACAUCAGCGAGGACUUUGUGGGUCACCUGUAUGACAACAUCUAUCUGAUCGGCCAUGUGGCUGCCUAGCAGAUUAUAUGCGUACAUACACACACACACACACACACAUGGGCACUGGCCAAUAAAACACUCAGCUAUGGCACUGAUGCGCUUUCUGCUAAUCCGAAGGGGUCUUAGGAUGGAGAGAAUAACACACUGAUCCUAACCCUGAGGUAUAGAGAUGUUCAUUAGGAUAGUGUAGGGUAUGCUAGACAGCAGCCCACACACACACACACACACACACACACACAAAACGUGGGUUGCCUUAAGCAGCCCGAGGCAGAAAAGGGUAGCGACACACUCACAGCUUAAAACUGCAGAGCCAUGUAGCCACACGAAGCUAAAUGCAGCCGUGUCAUUAUAAGUCGAUGAACGUCCAUUUUAAUCUCCGAACUUUAAAUCUGGCCCGAGUCUGCUCGCUCACGAUUAUUACAUUUUGACUGUUUAUGAAGCCACCGUCUGCGAGCGAGAUUAUUUUUCCACUUGAUGACUGUCUGCUCUCUGCAUCUAUUUCCUCUUUUCUUUAUAGCCGUCGAUUCCAAAGCAGCCACAAAAAAAAUAUGGUUUGAUCCAGAUGAAACCGAAGGGCCUUCGAUCUCUUUUUUUCGAUGAUGAUGAUGAUGAAGAUACACCAACAAUAAUCAUUGUGUAUUUUUUUUUUUUUUAAUUAAACAGCUUGAUGUUGUUGCACUUAAUCCACUGACAAACUCUCUCAGCUUGAAUAACCGCAGCGUGAAGUGAUUAUUACGGAGAUGUUUCGAGAUUCCGAAUGUAAAGCGGACAUGGAUAUGAAGAUUCAUGAUCACUUAAACCGUGACAUGGUGCUGUUAGAGGGUAACGUUGCUGCCUCACGGCUCAAGCGUCCCCAGGUUCGAUCCUGAGCUCGGGUCUGUGUUACUCCUCCAGAUUCUCUGGUUUCCUCCCAACUUCCGAAACAGUGUACUGGCUAUGUUAAACUGUGCCUAGGUUGUGAAUGUGUGUGUGCUGGCGUCUCAUCCAGGCUCACACCCAGCAUUCCCGGGAUAGACUCCCAGGAUCCACCGCGACCCUGCCCAGGAUGAAGCACUUACUGAAGAUCCCUUUAUCCUAAAUAUAGUUGGAAGUCUGACUCUUUUUGUCUGAUGUGCACUUCCGUUCAUUUUUAAGCUCAUAUCUCAUAUAAAUCUGAUGGACUGAGUUCCAGUUCCUGUAAUUGCUCAGUCGGUUUUAGCUGUCUAACACCAGCGUGUGUAUGCGUAGCUUCCUAAUGAGGUGUGGAUGCGACGGGAACGCCUCGCCCCCGCUGCCUGUGUAAUCUCUCGCUGCUUCCGCUGUGUAACACGAGCGAAUCUCUUACACUGCUACUGUUAGGUUGAUCAAGAGCACUUUAACCCAAGGAGAUAUUUUUAUUUGUAGUAAUGUUAUUCUAUAAUAUUAUAUCCCUCCUUUUUUUUUUUUUUUUUUUUUUUUCUUUUCUAAUUUGGGUUGUAUGCACAUCUGAAGGAGCUCCACAGUAGUGCCAAUAGCAAUGCUGAAGUGUGUACACUGACGUAACAUCAUUCGCAUUAUAUAGUAUAAACAGAUGAAUAAUACGACUUGUUUUAUUUGCACAUCAUGUACAUAUUUAAGUAUAGAGGUUUAUAUAGAAAUAUAAUUUUAUUUUUAAAUAUUUUAGCUAAUUUUUCUGAUGGUUUUUCUUUCCCUUAUUUGAUAGGGCGACUUCUCUUUUUGCACUUAAGAAAUUUUUGCCACGUCUUUCUCUCUCUCUCACUCUCACACACACACACACACACACACACAAACCACUCGCAUCAUUGAUGUCGUCCAUCAUGCAAAUGAAUACUAAUGAUGCAAACAAAAGUCCGGUAUAUCUGUUUUAUUGUGACUUUUUUUUCCAUUUACUUCCCUGCAAUCAUUCCACUGUUGUUCUGAGAAAAUCUCUGACUAUUCAGGAAACAAUUCUUCAACAUUAUCUAAUGAUUUGGCCUAAUUAUUAUUAUUAUUAUUAUUAUUAUUAUUAUUAUGUGUUUAGUAGGCAUGUGCCUGUAAUCACCUACACUAUAUUUUUAGAAUAUUUUAGAACCUGGAUGAUCUUGGUAUCAUGGAAAUGAGUGCUUUGAAUUGUCGUUUGAAAUGAUCAUCACUACUGCUGCGUUUGAUUUCUCCAAGCUGAACGUACUGGAGUCCUGAGAGUAAAUAACUGUCACAUGCACUAGACGUGAAGAUGUAAUGGCCUUAGUAAGGUCCCAGAGUUCAGUCACACUUUUUUUUUUUUUCCUUCAAAUAUCAUGAUAAUGUAAUAUAAUAAAAUUAAAGGUAAGCUUAUGUUCAUGAUCAUUUGUUUUUGUUUUUGUUUUUUUUUUCUUUUUAAAUGUAAUACUGGCACAUGCCUAUUAUUUCUAAAAAAAUAUAUAUAUAUUAGCUUUCCAAGAGGCCUUACAGGACAGAAUAAUAAAAGAAUGUGAUAAAUAAAGUUGAAUUUUCUCCUGACAGCAGAGCUAUAUUGCAGAAUUAAAUCCAUAACAAUGAAACUCUCUUAUGUUUGAUCAGAUUUAUUUAAUAUUAAGAAAUUAGCAGAUAAUUGUUUUGAGAAAGGUUUCUGAAUGACAACACUGGACUAAAAUACUUCUAGAUUGUAUAAAAAAAAUAAAAUGUUGAGAAGCAUUAAAA
Messenger RNA from Pangasianodon hypophthalmus (striped catfish), 3993 nucleotides. It is a transcript of the gene fbxo8, whose product is annotated as F-box protein 8. The record is from RefSeq and is a predicted model, not a curated record. Gene Ontology annotation, molecular function: protein binding; guanyl-nucleotide exchange factor activity. The coding region runs from base 412 to 1374 and encodes 320 amino acids. Gene Ontology annotation, biological process: regulation of ARF protein signal transduction. The transcript is spliced from 6 exons. Lineage: Eukaryota; Metazoa; Chordata; Actinopteri; Siluriformes; Pangasiidae.